AUGCUUGAUUAUUUAAUUUCAACAUUUAUACAAUUAAAUAAUGAUGAGUUUAGUUCUAUAAUUGAAGAAAUCAUUAACUCUCAUAAAAUAAAUAUCUGCAUUCAAAGAAAAUUGCUUGAUCACCUAAUUCCGACAUUCUUUCAACUAAACGAUGACGAUUUUAGUUUUAGGGUAAAAAAAAUCUUUGAAUCUCGGGAAAUGAACACUUGUAUUCAGAGAAAACGCAUUGAAAUAUUUUUACAAGUUUGUAAUUUAUCUGAUCAACAAAUAUUAGAUGCAUUAAGUCUUUUUGAAGCUAUGACCUAUCCUCGAGGAAGUAAUAAAGGAGAGAUAAUUUCUACAUAUUUACAAAAAAAAGCACGUGAAUUUGUUGAUGCUAGUUUUUAUAAACCUAAAAGCACUAUUAACUUAUUAGAAUUAAAAAAUAAAAAUUUAAAAUAUAAAAUUCAGGGUUUAAAAAGAAAUAAGUUUACCACUAAUGCUCUACUUCGCUUAUUUUCUAUAAAAGUUGCAAGAGCAAAAACGUUAAAACAAAGACAAAUCUCAAAAAUUCCUGCUGAUAUAAGUAAUAUAGGACAAACCUCUAUAUGUGCAACAGUAGAAUGUACUAAAAUCAUAUAUCAAUUCUUGACCAGAGAGAUGCCACAGCAUUGGAGUAUUGUGGUGUAUCAGCAACAGUUAGAAGGAUUGUUUAAUCGUUAUGACAUAAAAGUCCACCCAAAUAUGGAUCCUCAAUUACAAGAAUCACGCAUCCAACUCUCCAUUUCAGACAGUAGAGUUCAAAAUAUUUCUCAAGAAAUGUUGUGA
Messenger RNA from Dentiscutata erythropus, 807 nucleotides. Lineage: Eukaryota; Fungi; Glomeromycota; Glomeromycetes; Diversisporales; Gigasporaceae. The record is from the annotation of a GenBank genome assembly.